Messenger RNA from Cantharellus anzutake, 442 nucleotides. RefSeq lists its product as uncharacterized. The annotation marks the transcript as partial. The record is from RefSeq and is a predicted model, not a curated record. NCBI's taxonomy places the organism in Eukaryota, Fungi, Basidiomycota, Agaricomycetes, Cantharellales, Hydnaceae. The transcript is spliced from 2 exons.
CACUACCAAAACCAGGAUUUGAAUGGAAACCCCAAUGGCACCGUAGAACUCCCCCUAAAUGUGGCGCUUAGCGCCCAAACUCAUUGCCCCAGCAUCAACAAACCGUGAACUCUGUCCUAGCAUGGGAAAACAUCUUGACCGCAGCGCGAAGGACAUCUUGGUGUCAUUAUCUUCAAGGAUGACCCAACAAGAGAUUGCUGAGGCCUCGGGAGUGUCCGAACGCACUGUUCGGAAGUUGCUCACUGCUCCAUAUGCACACCAUCAGGAUCGAGUUGAAACAAGAGGGCGACAUCGAGCGCUUAAACUUGUGGUGUAUGAUCUCAAGUUCCUUGACAGCCUCAUCGAACAAAAGCCGGAUUUGUACCUUGACGAAUUACAGGCUGGGCUUAGAAAUGAGCUUGGGAUUGAAACAAGCACUUGGACGAUUUCCAGAGCGCUACAU